AUGGAAAAUUAUCCAGGAGAAGGUACAGAUGCUCCCAAAAAGAUCGUAGAGGCUUUAGAAAAGCAACCUUUAUCAUAUUUGGUACCUAAAUCGCGGCUAUCGUCUUUACUUACUGAUACAAUGACUGUGUCUGUUCCAUUAUCUCAUGAGACCUUUAAAGAAAGUAAGGACAUUAGUAACGAAAGUCAUAUGAUUGAUAAGUUAAAUUCCGUACUAUUAGGCAUUCAUAAUGGGGAUGAGGAGAGCAAGUUACUCUUUAGACGCCCCAAGAUGUUCAAGUAUAAACUAAAGAGAAGGGAUUCUGCCGAUACCGGAAAAUUGUUUGAGAAACUAUCACCAUUAGCUAAGCAACUCCUACAACUUAACGAUCCUGGUAUAAAUCCAGAUGAUAUAAUUAAUGAAAUUAACACAGAAAAAAGUAUAGAGAAGCACAAGUUGGAAGAUUUGUCGAAUAUAUCGCUAGAUUUGACAUCUCAAGGAUCUCCAAAAAGAGCCAAGCUAUCAUCUGGCGUCUCACUUAAUCAGAAAUCCAUGGGUGAGCAAUGCUUAAAAGAGCUAGAUAUUUUAUUACAUCGAUUUGGUGAGGAUGCUUUAUCUUCUGACAGGGACGAUGUCGAGAUUUGGGCUUUCUUAGAUAACGACUCAUAUGUACUGAGGGAGGAAUACAUCGACAGGUUGCAAAUAGUUUUAAAUAAUAUUUUUACAAUUCCACAAAUAUGGCCAGAGCUUAAGGUCGAGCAGCUCAGAAGAAUCUUAGAUAUUAUGACAAACAAUAUCAGAAUUUGUAGAGAGCAUAAAAAUUCAAAAGAAAGCCCUUUUCCAGUUGGAAAAAUUGCAUAUGCAUCAGUGGCUGUUAGUUUCAAUGUACUGUCGUUAAAUAAUAACGAUAAGCGACUAAAUUUGGAACAAUACGUCUUGGAACCCAUAGACUUUCUGGUUGAGUCGCUAGAAUCGAUAAAAAACUCUGGAAGUAGUUCGAGUCCGGUAACAGAUGAUUUGAGGCUACUAGAACAAUCAAUACAAACAUUCCCAACAUAUAUUCAUCAGCGCCCUUUUCUAGAUGAGAGUUUGGUGACGAAACUUACAUAUCUGUUUACUGACAUUGUAAUGAAUUAUGAGCUGGAGUUAAACAGCAAUAUAGCUGCGCAAAAUUCAUGGGAAAAGAUAAAACAUGUAAGUUCAGAAGCACUAAUUGCACUAUACAAUAAAGUUCCAGGGCAAAGGGACUUUAUAAUAGAUGAACUACUUUCCCAAAGUGAGCGAUUACCACAGAGAAGAUUACAAAGAAAAUUAAGAAAGGUAAAAAAAGACUUGUUCACUAGCGAUUUUACCUUAACUUUGUGCAUGAUGCUUGAAAAUUUGAACAAACUUGACUUGGACUUCAAACAAGUUGACAUGAUUGAUAGCAAUUUUUCAAUCAUUACAGAAAAGCAGAAAGAAAUAGAGACGUUUUUACUUAACACAAUUGACCAUGUCAAUAACACCCUUUUAAAUCAAUUUUUCGGAAAUUUCAUCAAGUAUCGUCACUCCCUAGAAAACUACAUCCAAGAUCUAAUCAACCUUUUCCCUCAUCUCGAAUGGCCUGUUGCUGAACUCUUGUUAUCCUCGAUGAUGAAGAAAUUGUUGAUGAUGUUUGGCCCUAAUAAUUCAAAAGCAGCAAAUGCAGAAACAGUGUGUCUACAAUUAAUAGGACAGAUAGGCUGUGCAAUCUUUGAUGUCAGAUGUAGAACAAGGCCGAAUGAAUGUAACAAUUUGGUAAAAAUUUGUAAUUAUCCUGAGUACUUACAGCAGUUUAUGGCAUCUUUUGACCGUUGCAAAAAUUUUCUAGGGCAAUCUGAAGGAAAAAAGAGUACAUACGUUUAUCUCUGCUGUUCUAAACUAUCCUGUUUGGUGAGACUAAAGGAAUACGUGAAGGAUUCCGAAGAGCAAAAUUCUAACAUUCAAGCAAUGAUCCAGCAAUGCUUAUUGGAUUUGGAGUCUGAGAAGGUCGACCAUGUAUCUAGCUCAGACAUUAACGAUGUUUCACUAGACUAUUUUUCUGUUCUCCAUGCAUACGAUUUGUUAAAUUUGUACGAACCUUAUUUAAGAUUAGUAUUAUCCAUUUUAAACCAAAACAAAGUCAAGCUUAGAUCUACCGCAAUUAAGUGUCUCUCGAUGCUCGCUUCUAAAGAUAAAACUGUUCUGUCAAACUCGAUGGUGAAGGCAACAAUUGUGAGGCUCCUUAGCGACUCUUCUGCUGCUUCCAUAAAAGAUGCAACGCUUGAUUUGGUUAGCAUCGCUUCGUCAUAUCUCCAGUAUUUCGAGCAAAUUAACAUAAAUUAUGAUAAUGAUAGUGUAUUAAUACGGAAGCACAUUCUGAAAAUAAAUGAAAGGGUUUAUGAUGAAACAAAAGAUAUAAAUACGAAGAUUUUUGUAGCGUCUAAAAUUCUUUUAAGAUUAGAGGAUGAAGAAGAUACAAUAAUAGAUAUGGCGGAACAAAUUUUAUAUAGCAGAUGGCUUACUUCAGUAAGUGAACUUGAUAAGAAACCUGAUAGACAGGGUUCUAUAUGCAGAGAAAUUAUUACUGUUAUGUCUGGUAUAGCUGUAAUGAGCCAGAAAUCUUCUGAAAUUUUUGACUGGUUCCUGAACUUUUAUUUACUAAAUGGUUCAUUGCAUACCGAUGACGACUUCAAAAUAAUCACAACAAAUUUGAACAAACUAACGAAUACAUUGGUUCAAGAAAUUGUACAGUUACAAUCAGUAGAUACAAAUGAUCCGUCACUAGAAUUGACGAAGGAAAAGUAUCUUAACCUUCUGGCAAAAUUUGCUUACGCUAAUGUUUCAUUUAUAACAAAGGAUCAUAUUGAGAGCUUAUACCCAUAUAUGAUUGCUGAUGAAAAAACGAAUUUUCUAUAUCAUCUUCUGCACGUCUUUAGAAGAUCAAUGGAGCAGCUGUCCAAUUUUAAAUCAAAAUUUCUCAAUGAUAUUGAGACCAGCAUUCUAACACGUCUGCCCAAAAUGAAUGUAAAAGAAAUGGAAGAAGCCAUACCUUUGGCGUGGCAAGUGGCAUGUCACAGAAAGGAUACGACGAGAAUAGCAAAAGCGUGCUCGUCCUGCUUCAUUCAUAUGAACCCGUACAUAAAUAAGGCCAAUAAGGAUCCGGCAUCACUGACUGUAGAUGGGAAGUUACAGCGUUUAAUGUACUUGGCAACUGGUUUUGGUAGUUUUUGUACAUUCAAUGCAAAUAAAGAUGCUAUCUCUUUUUUAAAAAAUGAUGAAACUGUGUACGAAUAUGUUGCUAAAUGUUUGCUGGUCUUAUCUAGGAAAGACGUGGCCCAUAUCAUUCGUCGCAUAGCUAUUCGAAACUUGACUAAAUUAUGUGGUAGCCACCCAAAACUUUUCAAUUCUAAGCACGUUCUCAAGUUGAUUGAUGGUGUGUUUGAAGGCGAUUCUCUCGAUAUAAAGCUGGUUGUCUUAGAAAGCUUUUAUGAUUUCUUCAUUAUGGAAGAACAAAAGGCAGCAAGGAGCUCUGGUGCUAACCUGCUUUCCUCAUCAAAAGCGAAGUCCCUGAACAUAAAAUUACUUCCAAAAAAGAAGUCCGACUUUCUCCAUGACGGUAUAUGCUCAGCUUUAGUUUCAAGAUACCUCAGAUAUAUACUGGAAAUCUGUCUCUUAGAAGAUACUAAAGGCGCUUUGGUUUCUGGGAGGCUGUUGAAGUUGAUAGUACAAUAUGGCUACGUCAAUCCCUCUCAUUGUAUUCCCACAGUAAUUGCACUACUCUCAUCAAAGGAUAAAUAUAUGAAUCAUCUCGUUAUUGGCAUUUUGACAGGCAUAUUUGAGAAGCAUGAAACCAUGGUUUUCAAUGGUUUGUCAAAGGGUAUUCAAACUGCAAUCGAAUAUUCCUUCAAAAUUUCAGGAGAAAGCUUCUAUGAGAAUGAUAUAUUUAUCCAGGCUUUGCAAAGCAUACUAGGCGAGGGUAAAAAGUACACUGUAAAAUUCAGCAAAUAUAUGAAUAAAAUACUCCAAAUAUUCUUCACCAAUUCAGUUUCUAUUAAUUCUGAUUCAAAGCAAAAGCGGAACGUGUUAUUUUUAUCUACUAAUAUUGUCAAUAUGAAAUUUAGUUCACAAUUUGAGUAUUUAGGCUUGUUGAAACAUAUUGAUUUCUCAGCUGAGCAAUUACAAGAAAUCAUUCUAGAUGAAUUAGUUCAUGAAAGCGACGAGAAUGGCAGACCCAACUCUAAGUUAAAAGAUGCUGUCAUUGUUCACGCAGCACUUUCAGACCUACAAAGUUAUAUGCUGAAACUAUAUGGCUUUAAGGAGAAUAUACUACUAUAUGAGGCUGCGCAAGAGUCAGACUUGAAAGGAAAGCAAAUGCCUUUACCAAAGUCUACAUCGCCGUCCUUCAUUGAAAUUAUGCAUCGUCUCCUUCAAUCUGCUAUAAAUGAACAGUUCUACACUAAAUAUAUAAAGAAUAUGCAAGAGUACUAA
This is a messenger RNA of Kazachstania africana CBS 2517, 4467 nucleotides long. RefSeq names its product cohesin-loading factor complex subunit SCC2 (gene SCC2). Gene Ontology annotation, cellular component: Scc2-Scc4 cohesin loading complex. Gene Ontology annotation, molecular function: chromatin binding. NCBI's taxonomy places the organism in Eukaryota, Fungi, Ascomycota, Saccharomycetes, Saccharomycetales, Saccharomycetaceae. The record is from RefSeq and is a predicted model, not a curated record. The transcript has a single exon. Gene Ontology annotation, biological process: replication-born double-strand break repair via sister chromatid exchange; establishment of protein localization to chromatin; regulation of gene expression. The coding region runs from base 1 to 4467 and encodes 1488 amino acids.